Camellia sinensis is the source of this 1291-nucleotide messenger RNA. The record is from RefSeq and is a predicted model, not a curated record. Lineage: Eukaryota; Viridiplantae; Streptophyta; Magnoliopsida; Ericales; Theaceae.
GCGUUGGAAGGUUCGAAUCCAGUUGAACCACCAUUUCAUCUCUCUCUCUCUCCCUCAAAAUAAAAAAAAAAAAAAAAAAAAUUCCAGUUGAGAUCGAGAACUUUGUGAGAGAAAAACCCUAAUGGCGAAUUUGGAAGACAUUCCUUCAGCAGAUCUCAUGACCGAACUCUUGCGUCGCAUGAAGUGUUCCACCAAACCAGACAAACGCCUCAUUCUCAUUGGCCCACCUGGAUCUGGAAAAGGCACUCAAUCCCCAAUCAUUAAGGAUGAGUAUUGUUUGUGUCACUUGGCUACUGGUGAUAUGCUGAGGGCUGCUGUUGCUGCUAAAACCCCUCUUGGUAUUAAGGCCAAAGAAGCUAUGGACAAGGGAGAACUUGUUUCUGAUGAUUUGGUUGUUGGGAUGAUUGAUGAAGCAUUGAAGAAGCCUUCAUGUCAAAAAGGUUUCAUCCUUGAUGGAUUUCCAAGGACCGUGGUCCAAGCACAAAAGCUUGAUGAGAUGCUUGAAAAGCGUGGGGUUAAGGUUGAUAAGGUUCUCAACUUUGCAAUUGAUGAUGCAAUCUUGGAGGAGAGGAUUACAGGUCGCUGGAUCCACCCUGCUAGUGGUCGGACAUACCACACAAAAUACUCACCUCCUAAAGUUUCUGGCGUAGAUGAUGUCACGGGAGAACCUUUGAUUCAACGUAAAGAUGAUACUGCAGCUGUUCUGAAGUCAAGGCUGGAAGCAUUUCAUAAACAAACUGAACCUGUAAUUGAUUACUAUGCAAAGAAGAGUAUUGUUGCGAACCUUCAUGCGGAGAAACCCCCAAAGGAGGUCACUGGUGAGGUUCAGAAGGUGCUCUCCUCGUGAAGACAAAAACCAAUCUUAUUAACUUGAAAAUGGAUUAAACAUUCGAGACUUGAAGAUUUUGCUCAUAUGUUUUCUCAUAUAUUUGAUAGAUCACUGACCCCCACCGGCCUUUCAUUUGGCUCUUUACUUUUUACUCUGUGCACUGGCUUUUUGUCGGUCCUUGAGUUCAAUUGAGUUAUGAAAAUAGAUUCUCAAGGACAUUGAUGUGGCUUGGGAUUUUUUUUUUAAUUUUUUUUUGCAUCUUUUGUCGGUGACAGUUUCUUUUCCUUGUGCUGGAAAAUGGAUUAAGCUGCAGAUAUGCACUGUGGGAUGGGGAAUGUUCCAAGAUUUAAAUAUGAUCGUGAGAUGUGUUUUGACAGUUCCCAUUCUGUCACCUUUGGUUUCUGUGAAAAAUUCCUGCAAGCUCAAUUAUCUUGUGAGAUUUAGGUGAAACAAGUUGUGUUA